Molecule: messenger RNA, 1083 nt
Organism: Engraulis encrasicolus (European anchovy)
Lineage: Eukaryota; Metazoa; Chordata; Actinopteri; Clupeiformes; Engraulidae
Gene: rsl24d1
Product: ribosomal L24 domain containing 1
Exons: 6
Coding region: 79-567 (162 amino acids)
Biological process (GO): ribosomal large subunit biogenesis
Cellular component (GO): nucleolus
Source: RefSeq, a predicted model, not a curated record
UGUGACGCACAUCCUUAUUGAACGAACACAUGGAUGAAAAACAUCGUGAUUAAAAUCCCUGCGCUUUAGUUAGUCGAAAUGCGCAUUGAAAAGUGUUACUUUUGCUCCGGACCGGUCUACCCGGGUCAUGGAAUGAUGUUUGUUCGUAACGACUGCAAGGUCUUCAGAUUUUGCAAGUCAAAAUGUCACAAAAACUUCAAGAAGAAGCGCAACCCAAGAAAGACAAGGUGGACGAAGGCGUUCAGAAAAGCAGCUGGCAAAGAGUUAACAGUGGAUAACGCCCUGGAGUUUGAGAAGCGCAGAAAUAUUCCAAUCAAAUACCAGAGAGAGCUGUGGAGCAAGACGGUGGAGGCAAUGAAGAAGGUUGAGGACAUCAAGCGCAAACGACAGGCCCGCUUCAUCAUGAACAGACUGAAGAAGGGCAAGGAACUGGAGAAGGAAGAGGCCAUCCAGGAGGUCAAGAAAAACAUCCACCUCAUCAGAGCACCACAUGCUGGCAAAGGCAAAGCCAUGGAGGAGAAGAUGGUCCAAAAGCUACAGGAAGACGUGGACAUGGCUGAUGACUAAGCAGAGGGCAGUUUGGCUCCAACCUUAUCGUGUGUGUGUGUGUGUGUGUGUGUGUGUGUGUGUGUGUGUGUGUGUGUGUGUGUGUGUGUGUGUGUGUGUGUGCGUGUAAAGAGAGAGAUGAGUACUGCUCAUCGGAGGAGCCUAGUGUGUGUGCCCCCCUCAGUUUCACUUGUGGACAUGAGACGCAGGAGACUAUGACUAGUGUGGCAAACCACACUAUAGCACCCCCUACCCUGCAACCACACACUCCCACCCUCUCAUGCCAACCCUGCAUUGUGGGAUGUGUCUACUUUCUCCUGGACCUGAGGAGAAAUGGAAGAAGGUUCACCUGCUAAAACAAAUGACAUUUUUCUUGGAGCUCUAACUAGUUUAGAGAUGUUGGAGGUGUUUAUCCAAACCUUUCUGUCGGAGUCAGUGAUGCAUUGUAGUUGCUUUGUUUAACAACAGUACAACCCAACUGUACCACAAAUGGGUGUUCUUUUGUUUGAAAUAAAUAUUGUGACCUUUUUGUUUUCC